GAUAAAAAACCUCACAAGUGUAAGGUGUGUGCAAAAGGAUUUGCUAGAAACAGUGAUUUGACUAAACAUGCAAGAAUUCACACCAACGACAGACCAUUCAAAUGUGAUAUCUGUGGUAAGUCUUUUAAUAGAAGUUGUUCCUUAUCAGAACAUAAGAGAAUUCAUACUGGAGAUAAACCCUUUAUUUGUGGUAUUUGUAAUAAAAAUUUCUAUAGAAAUAGUGAUCUGCAUAAACACAUGAGAAUCCACAGUGGUGAGAGACCGUACAAAUGUGAAACAUGUUUUAAAACAUUCGCUCUCAGUUGUAACUUAAAAUCUCACAUGUUCACUCACACAGGUGUGAAACCCUUUUCUUGUAAAAUCUGUGGUAAAUCAUUUAAUAGAAAUUCUAAUCUACAAACUCAUUUAAAAAGUCAUAGUGAAGAGAAACCUUAUGAAUGUGGAGUGUGUGGUCAUAGUUUUAAACUGAACAGUCACUUACAAACUCAUUUAGAAACUCAUAAUGGACUUCGACCUUUUUCUUGUAAGUUGUGUGAUCGUUCUUUUAAUAGGAACAGUAACCUUCAAGCUCAUAUGGUGAUACAUACAGGUGAAAAGUCAUUCGGAUGUCAAUUUUGUGGAAAGACGUUCUAUCGGAAUGGAAAUCUGCAGGCUCACAUGAAAACACAUGUUAAGCCAAAACCAGUGGAAUGUGAAUUCUGUAAGAAGGUUUUAUAUGGACGUAGUAGCUAUAUGAGACAUAGACGAAUACACACUGGUUAUAAACCUCAUCUGUGUAAAUAUUGUAACAGACCAUUUACACUUAGUCAUCAUUUAAAAAGACAUUUAUUAACUCAU
Messenger RNA from Lottia gigantea (owl limpet), 837 nucleotides. RefSeq lists its product as hypothetical. The annotation marks the transcript as partial. The transcript has 2 exons. Lineage: Eukaryota; Metazoa; Mollusca; Gastropoda; Lottiidae. Gene Ontology annotation, molecular function: DNA-binding transcription factor activity, RNA polymerase II-specific; RNA polymerase II cis-regulatory region sequence-specific DNA binding. Gene Ontology annotation, biological process: regulation of transcription by RNA polymerase II. The record is from RefSeq and is a predicted model, not a curated record.